Messenger RNA from Solanum stenotomum, 630 nucleotides. RefSeq lists its product as uncharacterized. The record is from RefSeq and is a predicted model, not a curated record. Bases 1 to 630 code for a protein of 209 amino acids. NCBI's taxonomy places the organism in Eukaryota, Viridiplantae, Streptophyta, Magnoliopsida, Solanales, Solanaceae. The transcript is spliced from 2 exons.
AUGGGAAUGCAUCUGAAAGUUGAAGUUUUGUGGACUAAUGUUGUAAAUGGCUAUGAAGAGCUAGAAAAUGAUGGUGAACUUUCAGUAGCAGAGAUGAAAAAUCUUGAGGCUAUGUAUCGUCAAGACGCAAAAGCCUUGAGCAAAAUCCAAAUGGGAGUCUCAAAAGCAUAUAAAUAUCUACUUGUGAGACUGCAAAGCAAGCUUGGGAGAUUGUUGGCACAAGCAACGGGAGCAAGCAAUUUUUGUGAAGAAAAGGAAGAAAACCCUUUUUUUGCUUCUCAAUCUGAUGCUUCAGCAAAAAACAAUGAAUGGUAUGUUGAUAGUGGUUGUAGCAAUCACAUGACUAGAGAUGAAAAUGUUUUCCUCUCAAUUAAUAAUAGCAUCACUAAUAAAGUGAGAAUGGAAAAUGGAGCCUUAGUUGAUGCAGAAGGUAAAGGUACCAUUUCGAUAAACAUAAAAAGGAGCGGUAAGCAAAUUCAUGAUGUUCUUUAUGUUCCUGAAGAAAAUUUGCUUAGUGUUGAUCAACUCAUGGAAAAUGGUUAUUUUGUUGUGUUUAGAGAUAAUGAUUGCAAGAUUUAUGAUAAAAUUGAGUCAAAUCAAGUCAUUGUUGAAGUAGAGAUGAUAAAAUGA